Molecule: messenger RNA, 1068 nt
Organism: Closterium sp. Naga37s-1
Lineage: Eukaryota; Viridiplantae; Streptophyta; Zygnematophyceae; Desmidiales; Closteriaceae
Source: the annotation of a GenBank genome assembly
AUGAGCGAACUACGUAAACUCGGUGAAAUGUGGUCCAGUCAAUCAGGUAUACCUGGGGAAGGUACAUCUGGUCAGGGAAACCCGAUUGGCCAGAGCCUACGAGAUGUGGCUACAGGAACAGGUGCAGCAGCUCAAGUUGCAGAAAACGACAGCAAAAAGGGGCGGCGCAGAAAGGGCAAAGCAGGUGCGGCGGGGAAGAUUGUUGGUGGAGAUGCUUCCAAAAGUGCCAGUGGUGGUUCUGGUGCGGAUGCUGCCAAAAGUGCAGGUGGGGAUGUUGGCGCGAGUGCUGCCAGCAACGCAAGAAGCAGCAGCAGCUUCCUCCGAGUAGGAAAUGGAGGAGGAGGCAGCAGCAGCAAGAAGCUCAGCCUUCUGGACAAGAUGAAGGCGCGCUUAGCAGGCAGUCGCUUCCGAUCGCUCAACGAGGCACUCUAUACCUCGGAUGGAGAUAAAGCGUUUCAGAUGUUCUCUCAAGACCCUAGUGCUUUCACACAGUACCACGAAGGCUAUCGGGAGCAGGUGGCGUCCUGGCCAAUCAACCCUCUCCACGUCAUCAUUGACUGGAUCCGCCAGCGCCCAGCCACCCUCACAGUGGCCGACUUCGGCUGCGGUGAGGCGAAGCUAGCAGCCAGUGUUCCCAACAAAGUGGUCUCGUUGGAUUUGGUUGCUGCUGCUCCUGGCGUGAUCGCAUGCAACAUGGCUCAUACCCCACUUCAAGAUUCCUCUGUCCACAUUGCUGUCUUCUGCCUCUCCCUCAUGGGAGCGGACUACCCCUCCUUCCUCUCUGAGGCCCACCGCGUGCUACAGCCUGGGGGCUCACUCAUUAUAGCCGAGGUGAGGAGCCGGUUUGACCCCACCACGGGAGGGGCGGAAUUGAAGGACUUUGUUGCUGCACUGAAACAGCUUGGAUUCCGCCUUGUCUCCAAGGAUUUGAGCAAUAAGAUGUUUCUUCUCCUUUUCCUUGAAAAGGUGCAGUCAGAGCUGAAGAAAGGUCAGGUGAAGAAAAACAUUUCAGUGUCUGCUGACAUUACAUGGCCUGCCUUGAAACCCUGCCUUUACAAGAGACGAUGA